AUGGAUCUCAAAGCGGACGCGGAGGACAUGGACUACAAGCAGCCGGCUCCCAUCGAAGUUUUCGCCACCAGGUCCACGCUGCACGGCAUCUCUCACAUGUUCACCUAUGAGCGAAUGUACAUCAAGCGCACCCUGUGGAUUCUGUUUUUCAUGGCUUCGGUGGGCGUGCUGGUGAUGGUGUGCGUGGACAGGGUGCAGUUUUACUUCGAGUACCCACAUGUCACCAAGCUGGACGAGGUGGCGGCUUCGAUGAUAGUGUUCCCCUCGGUCACCUUCUGCAACCUGAACUCCUUCCGCUUCAGCCGGGUGACGCGCAACGAUCUGUACCACGCCGGGGAGCUGCUUGCCUUGCUCAACGGCAGGUAUGAGAUCCGGGACCCACACCUGGUUGAGGAAAACGUCCUGCAGAUCCUGAAGGAGAGGGCAGACUUUGACAGCUACAAGCCUCGCUCCUUCAAUAUGCUCGAAUUCUACGACCGAACAGGCCAUGACAUCAAGGACAUGCUCCUCUCCUGCUCCUACAGAGGCAUGGAAUGUAGUGCCGAGGACUUCAAAGUG
Menidia menidia (Atlantic silverside) is the source of this 558-nucleotide messenger RNA. NCBI's taxonomy places the organism in Eukaryota, Metazoa, Chordata, Actinopteri, Atheriniformes, Atherinopsidae. The record is from the annotation of a GenBank genome assembly.